Molecule: messenger RNA, 2443 nt
Organism: Stomoxys calcitrans (stable fly)
Lineage: Eukaryota; Metazoa; Arthropoda; Insecta; Diptera; Muscidae
Gene: tx
Product: helix-loop-helix protein delilah
Exons: 2
Coding region: 795-1919 (374 amino acids)
Molecular function (GO): protein dimerization activity
Source: RefSeq, a predicted model, not a curated record
AUUUAGCUAACCUCGGAAGCGGACACGCUUAGAACAAAAGACACUAGAGCGCACUGCGAGCAGCUCGUGCAUGCCGGUAAAGUUGUCAAUUGAUCAACUACGAGAUCUCUUGUCGGUGCGGUUUUUUUUCGAAAUUUGUACCCCACACAUCCUACACUCAAUCAGUCGCACGCUACGCUCACUCCAUCCGCCGUGUGAGACGCGUAAUAAUACUAUUUUUAGAAGCGAUCGCAAAACAAAGCAACGUGCUGAAGCAACCAGCCACCAGCACAGCGUUCGGUGUUUGUGGGGGCAUACAAAAUAAUAACAUCUUGGCCAGCAGUAAAUUUAAUAUCUCCUCCGGACGACGCAACCAUUCGCCCCUUCGCCGCACACUCUUAAAUAUCGUUCAAUGAGUUUUGUACUCUACUAAAAUUAAUUCUCUAUACGCCACCUCAGAUCGGUCCUAGCGGAGCAUCCGACGAUCUACGCGUAGUCGCUAGUCACCUGCAAACGUACAAGUGACGGACACAAAUCCAAACAAACGCUCUGCCGGCAAUGAUAAAGUACUGAAAUAUUUGAUAUAUUCUAAAAUUAAUACAAGCGUCGGAGAAUCCGAGGCACCGCACGCCAACUCUUCAUUUGCAGCUAGCGAUUGCAACAACAGUUCGAGCUAAAGGCAAAUCGUCACAUGAGUGCUUUGCCACUUGUUAAUCGUUGAUGUUAUAGCAUUUGCCUACCCUUGACUGCAGUUAGUCCAUCAGGAGGCCGAGCGGCUCGAACAUUUUUUUUGUGAUACAAGUCUCAUACAAAAGAUGGAUAGUGAGAAAUACUCCUUGCGGCACAGACAGAAGCGCAAGCAAGCAGUAGGAAGAAUCAUUGAGACCCAAGGAUAUGCCAGUGAUAACUCCAACGAAUCAUUGUCAAGCUCAAUUCAGUCAAAGAGCCCACCCUCAAAUAUUGGAAAAUCAAAGACGAAGGCAGCGCCUCUGAGCAAAUAUCGAAGAAAAACCGCUAAUGCGAGGGAGCGAACACGUAUGAGAGAAAUUAACUCGGCCUUCGAGAACUUAAGACAUUGCGUGCCAGCGUGUAUUACGAACGAAGAUGUGGGAACCACCAAUGAGAAACUAACGAAAAUUACAACUCUUCGUUUGGCCAUGAAGUACAUACGGGUUCUCUCAGAAGCCCUAGUUAACCCACAAAAAGCCGACUACGAAUUCCUGUACGAAUGUGCUCUUUUCAAACCCUAUCAGAGGGUUUUCAUUGAAAGCCCCGACGAAAUGGACGUUCCAGAACCCUGUUUGAAGCGGGGAAAGGUGAAAAACUCAAAAACAACUGCUCCAAAAUCAAACGCCUCCCGCAAGGUAUCGCCCACUAAAAAACAGAGCAAAAAAGACAAGUUAAAUGACGGUCAACCACUGUUAUCAUCGCCCAUUCCCAACCUAUGUCAAGCAUCACCCGCCUCGAAUGCCUCAUCAGCGUAUGCCUCAUUGUCAUCCUCGGACUCUUCGGCUUCCCCACUUUCAAACUCUUCUCAUCGAUUUGAAUGCCAGAGCCUCAAAAACAGUAUGAACCGCGUCCAACACCGCCAUCUAUCAAUGUCUGACUUGAGCAAUUUCAUGGUGGAAUCCGAUGGAGAAUCACUUCACUUAUCCGAACAUAGUAUGAGUCCGCUACACACAAAACACAAAAUAACACCAGUGACUAGUGAUCCCUUCGAUUGUUCUCCCAGCGACAUGCCAACUUUGGAAAAUCCCUUGGAAUUGAGCCUUCGUCUGAUGGAACCCACCAAUGACUCAUUGACCCUCUCGCCUGCUCAAGUGACGCCCUCGUCGUCAUCCUGUUUCAGCCCCCUAAUGAAUUUGGAGCCAUUCAAUGCCUUUGAUCUAUUCCAUUCGGACUUCAGCGAAGAAGCCGCCUUAGAUUUAUUCCUCACGUGACUCGAAUUUGAAUACAUCCUAACUACAUAUGAAGUUUGUGUCUAUUUUCAAACAUAGAUUAAACCCGCCUCGCGCUUGAUAUGAAGCUGACGACACAAUGAACAGUGCUCGGCGAUCAGAAAAGUCGUUCUUCUGUAUAUUUCUCUGUUGAAACUAAUUCAAAACAAUAAAAAUUAAUUCGCUUCGUUUCUCUAUUGCUGACCAACGUAAGUUUAGUUGGACAAAGCAACUAAAAAUAUAUCCGCAACUUGCAAGAUGUAGACAGUUUAUUUUUAUAAAUCAGCGUUUGUUUGCCCAAUGCCCAAUAUGUGUGUAUAUACGACUCAACUUUGGAUCACUGGGCCAUUCAUGCUCUGCACCAAUGGCUUCCAGUUCCUUUGAUGUGUACAUGAGCAAGUUAAAAAACUACUGAAUUCUCUCGUGUCAUAUUUAUGUAUUUAAUGCUCAGUUUAUGUAAGGAAUGUUUUGUAAUAACCCUAACUCUAGUUUUUGUUUAUAUACUCGUUUUUAUUCAGUUUAUAAGA